UACGGCAGGUUAGGCUAACUAUAGUCUAAAUUUAGUCUAAUUCGUUAGAUUGUUAGCCUAAAUUUUUUUCUAACGUUAGGCUAAAUUUAGUCUAAAAUUAGACAGAUCUGACACAGUUUUGUUAGAUAUGCUGCAAGUUCGAAACGAUCAGUUAGACUAAAUUUAGACUAACGUUAGCCUAACGUUAGACAAAAUUAUGUAUGGGCUGUUAGAUGGAUUUUAUGCUGCUUGUGCAUAUCCCAGCUGUCAUCCCAGCAUCCCAAGAAAUCCAAGCUGUCACCGUCCACCAGCGGCGCUGCUGUAGCAGCGGUGAUAGAAAAGCAAAACAGUUGUCAAACACGAACUGGAUUUUGAUAUUCUUUUAAAAAACUAAAAUUUGACUUAAUUUCAAUGUUUUUGUAUAAGGAGAAUUGUGCAGACUUGUAGUAAACGGAAAGUUUUACAAAAUGAACUGCUGUGUAAUCCCGGGAUGCGGGAACAAGUUCCAGCUGUACCGGGUGCCCAACUCCGGAAAUAAUCGCUUCCGGCAAUGGAAGAAGGUCGCGCCUGUUUUUGGAACUGGAUCCGAGCGGAUUUGCUCUCACCAUUUCAUCGAAACGGACUUCGUGGAAAAUAUCCGGAAGAAGCUGAAGAGCACUGCAAUCCCCUCCAUCAACUUGCCGGCGGAAAGGUUGAAAGCAUCAAACAAAAUAGGCUGCUGCGUUUUGGGAUGCCGCUCCAAAGACAUCAAGAAUAUGGAAAAGUUUCCCUCCAUGACAUCGAAAGCUUGGCUGAAAUGGGCAAACAUACUGGGCUGUGCGGAGGCUAAUACAGCGGGGUGGAAAAUCUGCCAGAAGCACUUCAAGGACGAUGCAUUUACAACAGGUAGGUCAAAUUAAUUGACAUUGAUUGAC
Aedes aegypti (yellow fever mosquito) is the source of this 893-nucleotide messenger RNA. RefSeq lists its product as uncharacterized. NCBI's taxonomy places the organism in Eukaryota, Metazoa, Arthropoda, Insecta, Diptera, Culicidae. The transcript is spliced from 3 exons. Gene Ontology annotation, molecular function: sequence-specific DNA binding. The coding region runs from base 447 to 878 and encodes 143 amino acids. The record is from RefSeq and is a predicted model, not a curated record.